This is a messenger RNA of Lingula anatina, 1279 nucleotides long. RefSeq names its product phosphatidylinositol-3-phosphatase SAC1. Gene Ontology annotation, cellular component: endoplasmic reticulum. The record is from RefSeq and is a predicted model, not a curated record. Gene Ontology annotation, molecular function: phosphatidylinositol-4-phosphate phosphatase activity. Lineage: Eukaryota; Metazoa; Brachiopoda; Lingulata; Lingulida; Lingulidae. Gene Ontology annotation, biological process: phosphatidylinositol dephosphorylation.
CUUUUCUAUUGAGAGAUCAGAAAGUGGGAAGAUGGCUGUCCACGAGUCGAUGCGAUUAUACAUAACCCCUGAGCGCUUCUUUGUGGAGCCCACAGACAGUGAUGAAAGUGAAGUUUUGAUCAUUGAUAGAGUUAGCCAGGAAAUAUCAUUGGAAUCAAACCAAGGCCAGAUCCCUCCUGGUGCUGCAUCAAAGUUCAUCUGUGGAAUCUUUGGGAUAAUCAGAUUGCUUGCUGGUCCAUAUCUGUUACUGAUAACAAGGAGGGUGAAGGUUGGAGAGAUAGGAGGCCAGUCAAUAUGGAGGGUGGCUGACACAGAGGUCAUUCCAUACAAGAAGACACUCCUACACCUGACAGAAACCCAGAUGAAUGACAACAAAAUCUACUUAUCCAUGCUGGACCAAAUGCUGAAAGCAGAUUUCUUUUACUUUUCCACCACAUAUGAUCUCUCCCACUCACUACAGAGGCUGAGCAACACUAGUCCCGAUUUCAAACAGCUAGCUCUUCAUGAAAGGGCUGAUCAAAGAUUUAUAUGGAACCACCAUGUUCUAAGAGAGCUGACACAACAGCCAGAGCUCAGCAAGUACUGUUUACCUGUGAUGCAUGGUUUUGUGUUUAUAAAGUCAGCCAUCGUAAAGGGAAAGACCUUCGACUAUGCACUUAUCUCACGGCGUAGCUGUUUAAGAGCAGGAACACGGUACUUCAUACGAGGCAUUAACUCUGAAGGCCAUGCUGCAAAUUUUGUGGAGACUGAACAGAUAGUGGAGUACGAAGGGAGCAUGUGUUCUUUUGUUCAGACACGAGGAUCGAUCCCCAUGUUCUGGUCUCAGAGACCCAACCUUAAAUACAAACCUGACCCAGUUCUGAGUACCAAGGAAAACCAGCUUCUUGGUAUGAAGACACAUUUAGAUGAACAGAUAUUUAAUUAUGGAAGAUUAGUACUGGUAGAUUUGAUUGAUCAGAAGGGGAAAGAGUUAACAUUGGGAACUGCCUUGGCAGAUAAUGUUAGAAAUGUUCACAAUGACAAUAUCAGGUUAGAAUCAUUUGAUUUCCACAAAGAAUGCAGUAAGAUGAGAUGGGAAAGACUGAACAUACUCAUGGACAGGAUAGAAGCAGACAGGAAAGAAAUGGGCUAUUUCAUGUCUCUGCGGGAGGGCACCGUGCUGAGUCAGCAGAUGGGCGUGUUUCGAACAAACUGCAUAGACUGUCUGGACAGGACCAAUGUGGUACAGAGUCUUAUAGCAAGGAGGACGCUGCAGGACCAGCUGAUUGUAAGACAUUGA